Molecule: messenger RNA, 770 nt
Organism: Marchantia polymorpha subsp. ruderalis
Lineage: Eukaryota; Viridiplantae; Streptophyta; Marchantiopsida; Marchantiales; Marchantiaceae
Source: the annotation of a GenBank genome assembly
CUUGGCAAAAACGUACUGCACUCUUUUCCCGAUCAUGGCGAUUACUGUACUGUGCCACGGACAGACAGAAGCAGGAAGGAAGAGGAAAGGCGCUCUUAUCACAUCACAUCCGUGGAUCUCAGCCUUAUCAAGUUUGACCAUCACAUCAAAUCACAGUUGCCUUGGGAGCCUAACAAGCUCAAGAUGCGAAAAGCACAGCUAUGUCCUGUUUGUCAGAUUAUCAGACGAUCUUCCAACUGGUACAACGCGACUCAAACUAACAGGUCCUCCGUCCUCUUGACCUUUUCCGAGUCGCACAGCCAUAUUAGAUGCUGGCAUAUUAGAACCUAAAUAAGUCUUCACAUGAAGGGAGGGUCCGUUGUCAGCUCGACAUACUCACUGUUACGCAGAUUAUGCAGCACGAUAUCUCCCUACUGCAGACGGCGAGUUAGACAGCCGACACGUCCAGCUUCUGACAUGUUCAACCACAAGACCAGCCUUUGGGCGCAGCCCAAGUGCUGAGGCAGGUGUCGAGCUCCAGAGUCCGAACUCUAAAACAGAGCUUGAAACGGGCACGUCGAUGAAUAGCUUUGAGACCUUCAAAGGGCCUCAAGCGGCUCGCACCGCAUCCUGCUCAGCUGGUUACACGUCACCGUCCAUGGGGUUUAUUCAGAGUGGCAAAAUUGAAGAAAACCGAACUCCAGCGGCAAUGGUUGAUGCCAAUAGAAGUCAUCUGAACCGACUGGACAGUUGCAGAAUUUGUACAGUUUCAAUGAGAAAGAAAACGAAGC